This is a messenger RNA of Doryrhamphus excisus (bluestripe pipefish), 1880 nucleotides long. RefSeq names its product transmembrane protein 38B (gene tmem38b). Gene Ontology annotation, cellular component: membrane. Lineage: Eukaryota; Metazoa; Chordata; Actinopteri; Syngnathiformes; Syngnathidae. The record is from RefSeq and is a predicted model, not a curated record. Gene Ontology annotation, molecular function: identical protein binding; potassium channel activity. Gene Ontology annotation, biological process: potassium ion transmembrane transport.
CACCUCCAGCCAAUCACAUCGCUGCUAUGUCUCCGCCUGCUCAUCACUACCAUGGCGGAACACGGAGCAGGAAUUCCGCCUGUGUGACGAUGACAGCGGCGUUAAACGGCUGCCAACAGGGAUGAACACACCGGCUUGGAUCAGACCUGUUGAGCCGAUGACGAAUGUUGGCUUUGGUGCUUCACUUAAAAGCAACCUUAAAGCAACUUUGCCGGUUUUUUUCCCCUCAAUCCCGGAAGCUCAUCAGUGUUGUAUUAAUAGAAGCCUAAAGUGCUGUAUGGAUGCUCGGAGUUGGUGCCUUUAGUUUUUUUUCCACACAGGGAUAAACACUUUCUUUAUAUAUGAUGGAUUUUCUGGACGAUCUUUCUCAUGGACUGGCCAACAUGUCCAUGUUUCCAUACUUUGACAUGGCGCACUACAUCGUGUCCAUCAUGGCUCUGAGGGAGCAGCCAGGGGCUCUUCAGGUGUCCCGGGUCAGCCCGCUAGCCUGCUGGUUCAGCUCCAUGCUCUACUGCUUCGGUGGCGCCGUGCUCUCCGGGAUUAUGCUGGCAGAACCGCCCGUAGCGCCGUUAUCCAACGGCACCAGCGUCCUCCUCGCUUCCCUCAUCUGGUACCUGGUGUUCUACUGCCCCUGGGACCUGGUGUACGGCUGUGCGGCCCUGCUACCUCUUCGCUUGGUUCUGUCGGGAAUGAAGGAAGUGACACGCACCUGGAAAGUCCUGGGCGGGGUCACCCAGGCCCACAGCAAGUACCAGGAUGGCCUGCUGGUCAUGAUUGCCAUCGGCUGGGCCAGAGGAGCUGGGGGCGGUCUUAUCAGUAACUUUGAGCAGCUUGUUCGAGGAGUGUGGAGGCCAGAAACCAACGAGCUCCUCAAAAUGUCCUACCCCACCAAGGUGACCCUGAUAGGGGCGGUACUAUUUGCUCUGCAGCAGACCCGCUACCUGCCUCUGCACAAGCACCACCUGAUGCUCAUCUAUACGACCUUCACUGUCGUCAACAAGGCGAGGAUGAUGCUGACCGGCUCCGCGGCAUCGCCCUUCGCCACCAUCGAGUCAGCCAUCUACAAGACGCUGUUCACCGGCUUCUCCCCGUACGCCGCCCUCGCCGUGGAGGUCAGGAAGGCGUCGGCUCGUAACGGCUCAGGGAGCGCGCUCACCUGCGAGAAGAGGCCCGCCAACGGAAGCAGAACCAAAGACGGAUCGCAGGCGGGGGAGAGCUGCAAAAAAACCGACUGAGCCUUGGAUGUCUUUUGGUUUCCUCCAUUGAGUUUUUCAUCAUCAAAGUGAAAGUGAAUUUCACUCAAGACUCCAGUCGAGCCGGCACCGUAUUUUGGGGCUCAUCCUCACGCUACUGUGAUGUUAUGAUAUCAGGGCUACAAAGCAAUGUGUCUUAUUUUUUUUAAAAGAUAUGCAUAUCUAUAUUUAUAAUCAAAUGAUACUUUUAUGUCUUGGGGAACAAUGCUGUGCACCCGCUGCUCUCUGAAUGGCUUCUUAUAGGAAUGCUUUCCUGCUUUACAAUGGGGGGAGGGGGGCGUUUCAAUGAUAUGACAUUGAAUCAUUUUUUAUUCUAUUUAUAUAAAAAAAAAUUAUAAUUGCACUUGCAAAAACGGAGAAAAGCUUUUAAAAUGGGUUUGCUUGAUACUAAAUGCCUUGAAUCGUAAAUCGUAAAUGAAGCAUUCAAUUGCUGUCAAUAUUCCCACACAGACAGCACAGGAAUGUGAACGCUUCACUUGAAGGAAGAUUCCUUAUCCUCAAAAGUCGAUCCAUGCUUGAUUUUUCCUGCACCAGGGUCUGCGUAUGACAAUAAAAGAAAGUUAUUGUAUUGGAUCUCAUUGGGUGUACCUAAUGUACUGACUUGUUUAUGUUGAUCAUGACAGUAGA